AAUGUACGACGCCGGCCACCGUAAUACGUUAAAAGACUGUCGCAAAACUAUCGGGUUGCCAUGGGCUGUUUUCUCUUUGAAACCGACGUUGAUCAAGAUGGCGGCAUUCGGUGUAGAAAGGUGGCUGAAUGAUUUACCAAACCAUGCUAUUUUCAAAAAAAUACAAGAGAAGUUGGGUUCGGAGCCUAGCACAAAUGAAAGAGAUAUCGCUAAAAACCUCACCUUUUGUUUGGGUGGGGACUUUUUCCUGUGGAACGACGCAGACAGCGUGUUUUACACGACCAACUUACGACAGCUAAGCCCGGACGAGAGUCGCAGUAGCGGGAGCUAUCAGACGUUGUUGUGUAUCAACCCUCCUCUUUUCGAAGUGUGCCAGGUGUUGGUGAGUCCAACACAGCACCACAUUGCGCUCAUCGGGAAGCGUGGCAUCUCGGUCCUAGAACUUCCUCAGCGGUGGGGCAAGAGGUCCGAGUUCGAGGGCGGACGAAGCGAAAUCAACUGCAGGACAAUCCCGGUGGCAGAGCGAUUCUUCACCAGCUCACUGUCCGUGAAUCUGAGGCAGGCAGCUUGGUACCCGAGUGAGACCGACGAACCCCAUCUGGUGCUGCUCACAUCCGACAACACAAUCAGGUUUUACGGUCUGAAGUCGCCCCAGACGCCGGUCAAUGUCCUGCCAGUUUCGCAGUCGGAAGAUGGCAGCAGCAUCCAUCCACCGGACCGUUCCUAUGCAGCAUCUCUAGGCGAGAUAGCUGUGGCGUUUGACUUUGGGCCGAUUUCGCCCCCCCCUCGGAAGCUGACAGCAAGGUGGGCUAAAGAGCAGCUGCUCUACCCUCUGUAUAUUCUCUACGGAAAUGGGGAAACCUAUGUGAGCUACACGAGCCAGACAAACGGUGUGAGUGUAAGUAAACCUGCUGGGCCCCUUCCCAUGUAUCCUGCAGCAGAAGAUAACUAUGGCUAUGAGGCUUGUGCGAUUCUCUGCCUGCCAUGCGUGCCCAGUAUUCUAGUCAUCGCCACAGAAACAGGCACGCUGUAUCAUUGCGUGGUACUGGACUCUGAAGAGGAGGAAGAGACGGGGGCAGUGGAAAAGUGGAUCCGAGGCACAGAGGCAGUUCCAGCUUUGUAUGUAUUUGAGUGUGUUGAGUUAGAGCUUACCCUCAAAGUAGCCACAGGAGAUGACGAGGAGCCUCAAGAACUUGAUUUCACCUGCCCAAUCAGACUGCACAGAGACCCCCUGUGCCAGCAUAGGUAUCAUUGCACUCACGAAGCAGGAGUGCACAGCGUGGGGCUAAUCUGGGCCAACAAGCUGCAGAAGUUCCUCCAGUCAGACGAGGAGGACAAGGACAGUCUCCAGGAACUGGCUGCUGAGAAGCGCUGUAUUGUAGAGCACAUUCUUUGCACUAGACCACUCCAGACCAGUCAGUCAGCUCCGGUUCGUGGCUUUUUGAUUGUGUCUGACCUUGCCUUGGGAGCCACCAUGAUCUGCAUCACCAGGGCCUACGAGUGCAUCCUGUUGCCCUUGCUGAGCUCCAUUCGCCCUCCCUCCCCUCCACUGCUUUGUUCCCAUCCAGGUCCGGGCUCUGCUAGCUCCCCUCUGCGCAGGCUGGCCGACAACUCCUUCGAGCAGCACAUCCGCAACAUCCUGGCACGUAGCUCCACCAAUCCCCUUGUACUCAAGGCUGGGGACAAGGACAAGACACCACCUCUACCAGAGUGUCUGCAGCUCCUCAGCAGAGCCACACAGGUCUUCCGUGAGGAAUACAUUCUCAAACAGGAUAUGGCCUGUGAGGAGAUGCAGAGAAGAGUAAAACUCCUGACAGGCCAGAAGAACAAGCAGCUGGAGGAGCUGGCUGUGUGCAGGGAGGAGAGGAAAAGUCUGAGAGAAGCAGCAGAGAGGUUGGCUGAUAAGUAUGAAGAUGCAAAGUAUCGCCAGGAAACCAUUGUGAACAGGGUCAAAAAAGUGUUGGGCAGCCUGCAAAGCCAACUACCCAUACUCUCCAACAGUGAGAAGGAUAUGAAGAAGGAGCUUCAGGCAAUCAAUGAUCAACUGAAACACCUGGACAACUGCAUCAAACAGGUGAACAUGAAGAUGGAGUACCAGAAGACACAAGUGGACAAGGCUGUGCCUGUAGCCAGGACGACCAUGUCACUCAAUGCCCACCAGAAGAAGGUUGUUCAGGAUGUGCUCAGAGAACAGGGACAGGAAAUUGGUGGUAUGAUGAAACAGAUCAAAGAUGUGAAAAAUUAUUUUAGUUUCUAAGCACUAGAAUUCACUAAAAUGAGAAAAUGUUUCAGAUGCUCUUUUGAAUAUGGUCAGAAAAUCUACCUUUUGUGACACUUAACAAGGGCUUUAGCUCUAAGUGAUUGCACCAUGUGUGGAAUGGGUAUGAGAGUUGAGAAAUAUUUUAUAUAUACUGAUAUAACUUUACCUUUGAUACUAGGUCUUAUCUCUUAAUAGUGAUGCGGUAGCUUUACCUUUGUGUCAUACUUUGCAUAUUUUUACAUCAGUGGUUCCAAAUGUUAAGGCUUGAUUCUGUGAUUUAGUCAGAGCAGAAUGUGUUAUGUAUGUGCAGGUAAAAUGGGAAAAUAGUUUGAGCUACCAAGCUAUGUUCAACAUGAUUUGCUUUCUUUUUGGAUGUAUAAUAAACUUCAGAGUUAUCUGUAACUAAUGUAACUCAUUUGUGACAAAAUACAACAGCUGGUUAAAUAUUUUGUAACAUCUUUGGCAAGUGAAAUUACACAUGAAUUAAAAUGUAGAUUGACUUAAACAUUAAAAUAGUGUAUAUAAAAUAAGACUUUAAAAAGGUUUCAAGGACAAGUUCUCAGUUUUCAUAGUCUAAAUUAAUACAAUAAUCAUGUAAAUUGAAAGUUAUUGGUCACCAGUUAUUCACAUGUGGAGUCAAAAUUACAGUCCUUGUUAGAUCAAGCUGUAUGUAUUAUAAAUGCACCCUUAAAUUUAACACUCUGUAACAUGCCCACUUAAAAUGACUAACUUUUGUGAAGCCUCUUAUUAGUUUCAGCUGAACAUUAAAAUGCUGUCUUGCACAACAGGAGUAUUUGGGUUUCACUGACUUGAAAAAAAGCGAACUUAUCCUUUAAUGCACAUGCCUCCAGUCUGCCACCUACUGUUGGACACUGUAAUGUUUAUUAUUUUAGUGUAAGUUUGCCAGGAAUCCAGUAUCCACCAGAGGUCACUCCUCUCCAGAGUGGGUGACCUCAGUUUUUCUUCCACCACAGGUUUGCUAGUAAGGAAUUCCCCACAUAAACACGGUGACGUAUACGGAGACCCCGGUUUCCUUAAGUAAGCUUCAUUCUUGGGGAUGUCUGAUGUUGGUCCUCUGCUCUAGUUUGGACCUGUGUGUAAGCCUCACCCCACUGCUUUGGCAGCACUGUGUGUUCUGAUCUGGGCAACAAAUGUUUGUGAUUUGCUAUGACUCAGCACAGCCUAAUUAUGUAACAGAUGG
Messenger RNA from Monopterus albus (swamp eel), 3461 nucleotides. It is a transcript of the gene nup88, whose product is annotated as nucleoporin 88. Gene Ontology annotation, biological process: protein import into nucleus; ribosomal small subunit export from nucleus; ribosomal large subunit export from nucleus. Gene Ontology annotation, cellular component: nuclear pore. The transcript has a single exon. The record is from RefSeq and is a predicted model, not a curated record. Gene Ontology annotation, molecular function: structural constituent of nuclear pore. NCBI's taxonomy places the organism in Eukaryota, Metazoa, Chordata, Actinopteri, Synbranchiformes, Synbranchidae. Bases 2 to 2257 code for a protein of 751 amino acids.